This is a messenger RNA of Auanema sp. JU1783, 2334 nucleotides long. Lineage: Eukaryota; Metazoa; Nematoda; Chromadorea; Rhabditida; Rhabditidae. The record is from the annotation of a GenBank genome assembly.
AUGAGUGAAGCGUUCUCUCUGAGUAGGCCCGUGCGCCUUCCUAAGACAACUCGAAUCAAAAAUGAGUCUUUUCGGGUUAAUAGCUUGCGCAAAUCGUCGAAACUCCGUAAAAUUCCUAUUAAGCGCCCAACAGUCUCUAGGUUUGACAGGUCAGCCUGCGAAGAGUUCAUUGCUUCCAACUACGAUGGUGCUGUGAAUUCUCCUUAUGAAGAGAAGUUCAGCUUUCUGAACCGUUUACUCGAGUUAUUACUGGAAACAUCACCAGAUUCAUUAAAUUCACAUGAGUUUUUCGAGUCGAUAUGUUCAAAGGUCAUCGUUUUCAUAAAAGAUGAUUUUCCAUUGCUGAGAGCUAUGAGCUUUCGUAUAAUUCGCUUGUGUCUCUUUACUGAACGAAACCUGACUCAUCUACUAUCCGUCUCGCACAUUGACAUUUACGUCGUUCGUGGGUUGGAUUUGAGAGUUGAGAACGAAGUAGAGCGCAUUGAAGCCUUGCAACUCAUUAGCCAACUAAUCCUUGUUUAUCAGUCCUCAAACCUCAAAAAGUUGAUAGAAUCCACAAAGUCUCAGAAAAACAAACAAAAGUAUGCUUUUCCACGCUCCGUCAUGCAACCUGUGAUAGCGAUAGCAUUAUCUGCCAUUAAUAUAACCGGAGUUGUUGAUAAGUCUGGAACAGGAGAUAAAAGUAGCGAACAAGUGCAAACAAACGUACGAAAACACUAUCACAGUGAUGAUGACAGACUUGCUCUGCCAUGUAUAGCUACAUUUUUGGAAUUUUGUAUAUAUGAACCUGACCAUAUUCUCAACAUGGCUGGAACAGACUGGAUGGUGCGUGUUCUUACCGGAACUGCAAAAGUUAGCCGGCGAAUCGCUUCCAUGGUUGGACGGGUUCUCGUUCAUUGGCUUGAUGAUCCUGAUGUGCGGCUGAAAGCUCAACUUCAUCUAGUGCUGGAACAAAUAUUCGCUCCUUUGAUUGAGUUUGGUUUCUUCCAAAAAAAUCCUGCGACGGUAGAUUUCGGCGAGAAAGAAGUGGAACGGAUAAUGAGCAACUUCUCUUAUUCCUUCUUGUGUAUUCUAAGAUCCUGGUCUGGAUUGAUAGCAUGCUCAGCCGUGGGUUCAAACAGUACGAUCAUCUCCUCUUCGCCUCUAAGACUCCUCGAGUAUCUGGGGUUGGGAACUGUAGAAAAUUCAAAUCUUCGCAAAAUUCGAGAUAUAAUCGUAGAUAUUUGCUGUGAAUUCAUGGAUUUAUCUUACGGCAACUCGAGACUGAACGACUGGAACAAAGCUGUUCAGUUUUACGCUUCGAGGACUUUUCCCGAUUCCUAUGAAUCCUCUUUGAAAGAAGAUUUCGUUCUGGCUCAGAGUGAAAUGAUAAUGAGAUAUAGCCCUGAGCAUUGCAAUCAUGUUGAUCUCCUGAGCUCAUUCCGUGCUUUUGCUUUUCUCGUGUUGAUUAAUGCUGGACUUCCUCAGGCUCUCUCGCGUUUGAUUGUUGCUCAACCAAACGCUCCUAGUGGGAUCAAAGCUACUCUUCUCAUGGCUGAUAUGUUAAACACGGCUCCUGCCGUCAUUCCAUCGUCUUGGAGCACUAGUAUACUCUCAUUACCAACGUUGAUUCAAAGUGCCUGUGAAGCCCUAACAAACGCAAGUAGUGUUGGAACAAAGAAUGAAAACUUUGACACUCAAGGAAACAAAUAUACUUUCAUUAAUGCUCAAAGUGCCGAACUAGUUCAUCACCGCUUCGAUGUUUUGAAUACAAUAUCAAUCCAGAACGCUUCAUGUACACCUUCAUCCGAUUCAAAUUAUUCUUUGUUCAUUCACAUUCCAAGGAAGUCGAGCUCAUAUUCUGGAUGGAAGAACACUAGAAGUGAUCAUCAAUCAUUGAUGGAUAGUUGUUGGAAAGGAGAUAGUUUGAACUUGGAAGUAGUUUCACUUUUGUUUUCUUCUCUUCUGGAUGAUGUAGACACUGCACGUAGAGUUGAUAAAGUGGAAAACAUCAAUACUAUCUUUGUCAAGCUGCUCUCAGAAGUGAGUGUGACAAACGCAUCUCAUCCUCCUUGGGCUCCAGAAAGCAAUAGAAUUCUAUUUGUAUGUGCCCGAAAUGCUAUUCUAUUCUCACUUCAACUUUGCUCGGACUAUCCAUCCAUCAUGCAAGCUCUGGAGUCUUAUGCUAAUGAUUUCAAAAUAGCUUUGGAUAACCUUUGCCAAGGAACGAACAUAUUUUCCGUCAAAAAUCUGUCAUAUGGGGGUUCCAUGUACAUAUUCUCUCUGAUAGGAGCAUACACUUCUCACACAAUGGGCGUCAGCAUAUUAAACUCGAAAGGAAUCUUCCAACAGUGA